This is a messenger RNA of Hordeum vulgare subsp. vulgare (domesticated barley), 3268 nucleotides long. Its product is annotated as disease resistance protein Pik-2-like. The record is from RefSeq and is a predicted model, not a curated record. Bases 377 to 2971 code for a protein of 864 amino acids. The transcript is spliced from 5 exons. Gene Ontology annotation, molecular function: ADP binding. NCBI's taxonomy places the organism in Eukaryota, Viridiplantae, Streptophyta, Magnoliopsida, Poales, Poaceae. Gene Ontology annotation, biological process: defense response to other organism.
CUUCCCACAAAAAAUUGUCCCCAAUCAGUGCACACUGACACUGCUCACUUGCUCUCUCGUCAGCGUGAGAUCCAGCAGAGGCCUCCACCCCUUGGCCGCGACACCGUCCGCUUCCUUCUCCUUGCCCUUCGCUCUCCAACCCCCUCUCCUCAGCGUGAGAUCCAGCGGAGGUCACCGGCGCCGGUCAGGGCACAAGGUGGCAAGAGCUCGGUCUAAUUUUUGUUUACCAAGGUGGCCGUCCUUGUGAGUACUCAGCGUAUCUGGAUUCUGGAAGAACUCGCACGCAAGAGGCCUUCUCUAGGUUGUGUUGUACAAGACGAAGCUUGGUCAGACACCACCCCCAGCUGAGAGGCUGAGCUACUGUGCGCGUCCGAGCAUGGCGGAGGUCGUAACCGGAGCGAUGGGUACCCUCCUGCCCAAGCUCGCCGACCUGAUCACAGAGGAAUACAACCUUCAGAGGGGUGUCAGGGGCGAGAUCAUGUUUCUCAAAGCCGAGAUGGAGAGCAUGCAGGCAGUUCUCAUCAAGGUUUCUGAGGCACCAAUUGACCAGCCACCGGACAUCCAAGUCAAGCUUUGGGCCAAGGCUGUGAGAGACCUGUCAUACGACCUUGAAGAUAGCAUCGACAAAUUCAUGGUUCAUAUCGAAACCCAUGGACAAGAGAAGUCCCAUAGCUUCAGGAACUUCAUUGACAAGAGCAUCAGCCUGCUUACCAAGGGCAAGAUUCGCCACAAUAUCGGCAUCGAUAUCAAAGACAUCAAGAGCCGCAUCAAGGAAGUCAGCGAGCGGCGUGAUAGGUACAAGGUUGACAGUGUGGCCGCUGCCAAGCCAACUGGUCCAACUAUUGAUGCCCUUCGCCUAUCAACCUUGUAUAGGAAGGCCACAGAGCUUGUUGGCACUGAUGAGAAGAGCCUUGAGGUACUCAAGAUGCUAAAGGAGGGAGAUGAGGUUUCCAAGAAACAGCUGAAGGUGGUCUCUAUUGUUGGAUUUGGUGGACUAGGCAAGACAACCCUUGCCAAUGCAGUGUAUCAGAAGCUGAAAGGGCAAGUCGAUCCACAAAAACAAACACCGCAAUUUGAUUGUGCAGCUUUUAUUUCGGUGUCUCUUAAUCCUAACAUAAAGAAGAUUUUCAAGAGCUUGCUCCAUCAACUUGACAAGCAGACGUACCAGAGCAUUAAUGAGUCAUCAUGGGGCGAAGAACAGCUCAUCAGUGAGAUAAGAACAUUCCUUAGAAACAAGAGGUACUUGAUUGUUAUUGACGACAUAUGGGAUAAAUCCGUCUGGGAAAAUAUCAAGUAUGCCUUGACUGAGAAUGAAUAUGAAAGUAGAGUAAUCACAACAACUCGGAUUCUUGAUGUUGCGCAGCAAGCUGGUGGUGUAUAUCGGCUGAGACCUCUUUCUGUUGUUGACUCAAGAAAGUUGUUCCACCAAAGAAUAUAUGAGACCGAGAACAAAUCACCACCUAAUCAAUUGUUUGAAAUAUCUGAGAAAAUUUUACAAAGAUGUGGUGGAGUGCCGUUGGCUAUCAUUACAAUAGGUAGCUUGCUGUCCAGUAAAACAGAAAGAUCACAUACACAUGAGUAUUGGUCCAAGGUGUACAAAUCUAUGGGUUCAGGGCUAGACAAUGGUCAUGAUGAUCUGAAGAACAUGAGAAGGAUAUUAUCCGUCAGUUACUCUGAUCUACCUCCACACCUCAAGACUUGUAUACUACAUCUUAGUCUGUAUCCAGAGGAUUAUGAGAUUCAAACUGAACAGUUAAUAUGGAAAUGGGUGGGGGAAGGUUUUGUGAAGAAAGAACAUGGAAGAAGCUUAUAUGAAGUAGGAGAGGAUUACUUCAACCAGCUCAUUAAUAAAAGUUUGGUCCAACCUGUAAAAAUCGACAAUGGGAAUAAAGUGCACUCUUGUCGCAUACAUGAUAUGGUGCGUGACCUCAUCACUUCCUUGUCGAACGAGGAGAAUUUCCUAACAACAGUCGGUGUUCCGCAGCGAGUGGAUCUACCAAGUAAGAUCCGCCGACUGUCUGUCCAGACCAACAUUGAAGAAGUUGCUAAUCAGUUGCCCACCAUGACCUUGUCCCAUGUGAGGUCACUUACUGUUUGUAGUCCAGCCUUCAAUUUCUUGCCAGCACUUUCUGGUUUUCCAGUUUUGCGUGUGUUGGAUUUAACUGACUGCAAGCAAGUGGAUAACAAUCAUUGGAAGGAUAUAUGCAGUUUGUUUCACUUGAGAUAUCUGAGUUUAAAGGGUACAUCCAUCACGAAGAUCCCGAAAGGGGUUAACAAUCUGCAAUUUCUGCAUGUGCUGGACAUCAGGUCCACUGGAAUAGCAGAAGAGCUGCCGUCAACCUUUAUUCAACUAACACAACUAUUGUUAUUCCACAUGCUUGAUAGUGUUGUUUGUGCAGUGCCAAGGUGGAUGUGCUCCAUGAGUUCCCUCUUGUCCCUAAGUAUCACACUUGAAACACUGGGAGAGGAAGACCUUCAAGUUCUCGGGAGCAUACCGUCUCUCAGUGAACUGCACAUACAAGUGAAGAAACCUACACAAUCCAGAAACAAACGGCUGGUUAUUGACAGUGGCUAUCCAUUUCGGUGUCUAACAAGGUUUAGUGUCAAGAGUGACACCAUGGAGUUGGAGUUUGCACGAGGAGCCAUGCAAAGUCUACAUAGCAUGUGGUUAGUUUUCCAAGAUGUGAAGGGCACAUUGCUUCAGUUUGGUGAUUUUGUAUUUGGUUUAGAGAAUCUCUCUUUGCUUGAGUAUAUUUAUGUUCAGUUCCACGAAGGCAAAAACACCGAUGAGGAGAUGCGAAAUGUGAGAAAUGUAGUUGAUAAAGAGAUCCAUAUGAAUCUAAACAAGCCCAUACUAGAAUUCCCCAAAACAACUGAGGAACAAGCUGAUGAUUUCAUCGUGAAAUUCAGAUUAGAGCUGAAGAAGCAGAGGGUAGAAUUAUUCAGCCGGUCUGUCCUUGAUCAGAGCUAAGUGGUAGCUGUGGAAGCUUACAUAAACCUGUCUUUGCUCCUGGAAAUGAAGCCACUGACAUCAAGGAGAUAAACUGCAGGGCUCAGCUGAAGCGGUCUACGUGUUCCUGUUCCAAAAUACAGACUGCACAACUGUUAUUUUCCAUCAUAUUGAUUUUUUGUCUGGAUUUUGAUGCUGAAAAUACACCAUAGAUUAUUAUAAUUUUUUAUGUUAGCGAAUUGUUGGAUAAUAUGUCGUUUUAUUACUUGAAUAUUUUUUGUCAACAUUUAUUAACAAGCAUAUGACUUGUAAGCCCUA